Molecule: messenger RNA, 860 nt
Organism: Eurytemora carolleeae
Lineage: Eukaryota; Metazoa; Arthropoda; Copepoda; Calanoida; Temoridae
Exons: 10
Coding region: 12-860 (282 amino acids)
Source: RefSeq, a predicted model, not a curated record
AUGCAUUUUCUAUGUUUUCAGAAAUAUACCCAGAAUGUUCAAUUAAAAUGGCGGAUUCAGUGUCAGCUGUUAACAGUACAAGCAGGGUGUAUAGCAGUAGUCUCCUUGAUGUAUGUCGGCACGUGUGUGAGGAGUGUGGUGAUGAGGUAGAACAUCUAGAACAUCAUGCUCUAGAGGAACACCAAGGCGUUGACCAGGGUUCGAACCAGUUUUCUCUUCACAGAGAUUUUGAUAUUCAACGCUGGCACAAAUGCUCUGUUUGUGGGGAAGAUAUUUAUUUUAGCAGAUCAAAUCUUAAAACUCACUUGAAACAACACAACCUCUCAUUUAAGAAUUACGCCAGCGAUCAUCUAUCUCGAGAUAUUGGUAAAAGCGGAAAUACUGACCAGGAUAAUGAGCUAGAUAACGAUGAAAACGAAGAAGAUGAUGAUAAUGAAGAAGAUGUCGAGGAAGUAAGAGAAGAGGAUAGAGAGUUUUCAAACAGUUUUGCCGACAUUAUCAAGGUUAAGUGUAGUAUUUGUGGAAAUAAUGUUGAAGAAGACGAAUUUAAGAACCUGCACCUAGAUACCCACUGUGUCAAACUAAAGGAAUAUUAUGCAAAAUACGGGCGACCGGAGCCAACCAAGAAAAUCUACCACAAAUGUCAGAUUUGUCAGAAAAUUCUCCUUUUCACGAGAUCUUCUUUGUCUCUGCAUAUUUGCCAGUAUCACAAGAUGAAGAUGAAACUAUAUUCUCAAAAUUUUAUGAAUAAAACAAAGUCUGAGACUAGUGUACAUUCAGAAGCUGGCGAUGAAUGCACAGAAUUGUACAGCAAUGAUUACAAAGACGAAUGUACAGCAGUUUGUAAGGUAGGAUCGUAA